Messenger RNA from Lolium perenne, 982 nucleotides. RefSeq lists its product as uncharacterized. The record is from RefSeq and is a predicted model, not a curated record. Lineage: Eukaryota; Viridiplantae; Streptophyta; Magnoliopsida; Poales; Poaceae.
GACGUACAUCCAGACUCACACACUUGCAGUAGCUAUAGCUAGCUACGUGCUCGCUUGACCUACCGCCCGUCAGCAAUGGCGUCGGCUUCAUGCGGCCUCUUCCUUGCUCUUAACCUCCUCGUGUUUGCAGUGACCAGUGCGUGCCCUACCUGCGGCGGCUCGGGCAACAAUGGUGGACACGGCAGCAGCGGCGGAGGGCAUGGUGGUGGCGGCGGCGGAGGGUAUGGAGGCGGGGGUGGUAGCGGUCAUGGGGGAGGCGGUGGAUAUGGAGGUGGAAGCGGCGGGAGUGGUGGAGGGAUCAUCGGCGGCAGCCCCGGUGGUGGUAUCAUCGGCGGCAGCCCCGGUGGUGGCAUCAUCGGCGGCCCUGUGGGUGGGAUCAUCGGCGGUGGGAGCGGAGGUGGUGGAAGUGGCGGCGGCGGCGGCGGGUAUGGAGGAGGCGGCGGCGGAGGCAGCGGUGGCGGGACGAGCGGAUGGUACGGCAAGUGCCCAACGGACGCGCUGAAGCUGCACGUGUGCGCCAACGUGCUGGACCUGAUCAAGGCGAAGGUGGGCGUGCCUCCAUUGAACGACCGGUGCUGCCCGCUGCUCAACGGGCUCGUCGACCUGGACGCCGCCCUCUGCCUGUGCACCGCCAUCAAGGCCGACGUGCUCGGCAUCCACCUCAACCUCCCCAUCCACCUCAGCCUCAUCCUCAACUUCUGCGGCAAGGGCGUCCCGACCGGCUUCAUGUGCCCUAACUGACAACCGUGGCACGCAUGAUCGAUCCCUCCACAUCCACAUCAAGAGGUCACCUCCAUGCAUGCAUGGAUGCGUUCAAUAAUCAACACUAUUGUUGCUUCGAUUUAGCUGUUUCUCUGAAUUUGUUUCGUAACGUUUGAGUUUUGUAGCUUGUACUAGCUGCCCAUUGCAUUUUGGCGGGCGACGGAAUUCUUGUUUGAACAUGAAAGGCGCACGCCAUCUAAUGAAUUUUAGUUUUUCUUGA